UUACCAGUCAUUAGCUUAGCUUUUUAACCAGCUUCCCGCCAAAAACCACCAACAAAAUGUUCAAAGUUCUGUUCGUGCUAGCCGCCUUCGCCGCCGCCCAGGCUUACGCCUAUCCCGGAGUGGUAGCCGUGGCCCCCGUGGUGGCGCACCCCGCCGUGGUGCACACUCCCAUCAUCCAUCAUGGCGCCCACUCGGUGCACUCCCACGUUGUGCAUCAUCCGGCAGCCGUCAAGGUCGUCACCCCUAUUGUCCACCGUCCCGUGGUGGCAGUGCAUGCCGUCAAGCCGAUUGUGCCUUUGGUUCCAGUGCAUCAUGCUGCCCCAGCUGUGGUUGUGCAUCAUUAACCGGACUAGCCGCCGCACUGCUUUUCCCAACCCCAGUCCCCAUCCCGAUCCCUAUCCAAUCCAAUUCCCAGUACC
Drosophila bipectinata is the source of this 419-nucleotide messenger RNA. RefSeq lists its product as uncharacterized. NCBI's taxonomy places the organism in Eukaryota, Metazoa, Arthropoda, Insecta, Diptera, Drosophilidae. The record is from RefSeq and is a predicted model, not a curated record.